Molecule: messenger RNA, 4129 nt
Organism: Gavia stellata (red-throated loon)
Lineage: Eukaryota; Metazoa; Chordata; Aves; Gaviiformes; Gaviidae
Gene: PM20D2
Product: peptidase M20 domain containing 2
Exons: 7
Coding region: 1-1347 (448 amino acids)
Molecular function (GO): dipeptidase activity
Source: RefSeq, a predicted model, not a curated record
AUGAGGCCGCAGGACCCGCCGAAGGGCGACCCCGCCGCCGUGCUGCCGGCGCUGGAGACGCUGAAGCAGCGGGCGUGCGAGAACGUGGAGCUGAACGCGGCGCGGCUGGGCGCGCUGAGCCGCGACAUCUGGAGCCGGCCCGAGCUGGCCUACGAGGAGCACCGGGCGCACGACACCAUGACCCGCUUCUUCUCCAGCGCCGAGCUGCUGGGCGCCGCCUGGGCCGUGCAGCCGCGCUACAAGCUGGGCACGGCCUUCCGCGCCGAGUGGGGCACGGCCGCUCCCCAGGGCCCGCGCCCGCUCCGCGUCGCCUUCCUCUGCGAGUACGACGCUUUGCCCGGCAUCGGCCACGCCUGCGGGCACAACCUCAUCGCCGAGGUGGGAGCCGCCGCCGCGCUGGGGCUGAAGGGCGCCCUGGAGAGCCUGCCGCAGCCGCCGCCCGUCGCCGUCCAGAUCACGGUGCUGGGGACGCCUGCGGAAGAACAAGGAGGCGGCAAAAUAGACCUGAUAAAGGCUGGAGCGUUUGACGGCCUGGAUGUGGUUUUCAUGGCACACCCCUCGCAAGAGAACGCAGCUUACCUGCCCGAUGUGGCUGAGCAUGAUGUGACUGUGAAAUACUAUGGAAAAGCUUCUCAUGCUGCUGCUUAUCCUUGGGAAGGAGUUAAUGCAUUAGAUGCUGCUGUUCUUGCAUACAACAAUCUGUCUGUUUUAAGACAGCAAAUGAAACCGACCUGGAGAGUUCAUGGUGUAAUAAAAAAUGGUGGUGUGAAGCCUAACAUCAUUCCUUCUUACACUGAACUAGAGUUUUACUUGCGUGCCCCUUCAAUGAAAGAUCUUUCUGUUCUGACAGAGAAGGUCGAGAACUGCUUCAGAUCUGCAUCACUGGCCACAGGAUGCAAGGUGGAAAUAAAAGGUGGUGAAAAUGAUUACUACAAUGUGCUUCCAAAUAAGAGCCUGCAGAAAGUUUACAAGGAGAAUGGAAGGAAACUUGGAAUAGAAUUUAUAUCAGAAGACUGUAUCUUGAAUAGUUUGUCAGGUUCCACAGACUUCGGAAAUGUUACAUUUGUAGUCCCUGGGCUUCAUCCUUAUUUUUAUAUUGGCUCUGAUGCAUUGAAUCAUACUGAGCAGUACACAGAAGCUGCAGGGUCACAGAAUGCUCAGUUCUAUGCUUUGCGCACAGCAAAAGCUUUGGCAAUGACAGCACUGGAUGUCAUUUUCAAGCCAGGUCUGCUAGAAGAAGUCAGGGAAGACUUUAGACAGGUGAAGCUAAAAGAAGAGGGGCAAAUAAACCCAGCAGAACCUAAGAAAGAAUCUGGCAUUGGCAUAGGAGCAUGUGCAUCACACUAAACUUUAUUAAACCUCUCUCAGUAGGAUUGUCUUAAUGGAGAUGCUAUAUUUAAAUCCCAGAAGGGACUGGAUAAACACAUAGCUGAAGAAAUGUUGAUUUUUUUUUUGGACUUUAGGAGAAGCAAAUAGUAUGACUGCUUUCAAAAAUGUGCUAUUUUAUCUAGCUGUAGUGUUUGCUGUAUUCAGUAUGGUGAUGAAUUUCAGUGAGACAUCUUAAAUAUGUUGUCUUUAAGUUGCAGUGUUGUAUAAAUGAUAGUGCUUAGGUCCCUUGUCAGUGAUUUUUCUAUUUAUUACUGAAGUAAUAUUCCUUAUAGGGGAAAUAUGGCAUGUACAUGGGAAUUUUUGUUCUAAAAUAAGCACUGUUCACUCAGUGAUCAUAGGCUGAAUCUGAUCUAUGAAGCAUUUGUCUCUGGGCAGUCACUUUUUCUUGGGACAAGAGAGACUUAAAACUGGAGCUGGUUUCACUGGAAAGAAGGGUAUAUGUUUGGAAGCAUGCCUGGUUUUGACAAUAGUAUCUUCUAGCAACGAAAGAGAACUGUUUGUAUGGAAAUGCAAUCUGUAAAGGUUGAUUGUCCUGAAAUACAUUGACCUUCCUCCUAAUAAAUUUUGGAGCUGUUGUGGAGAAGUCAUUGAUCAAAACAAUUGGCAAGCAGCUAAAUGUUUGUUUGUUUAAAUGAACACAGAAACUACUGCAGGAAAAUGCAUGUGUGCCAUUAAGUUCUACUGUAAGGCAAUACAAGUGUCCACACAAGGUGUUGCACUAGCUUAACUGAUCUGAAGGAUGUGUAUAAAUUUAGCUAAACCAGUGGUAAUCUUAAAGAUGUGAGUGUGGUACCAUGAAGCAGUAAAUGAAGGUAACCUUAAACUGGUUCUGUGCAAACCCCUGUAGUAAGCUGUCACAUUGAGGAUUGCUUGUGCAGUAACUGGCUUCUCAAACCUGUUUGUUCCCAUAUCCUAAGUGGCAGAUCCUUUAACUCUUGCCAGUUUUUCCUUUCUGUGUGUUGUGUGGUUAGUCUGUUUAAUCCGUGUUAUUUUGCUUCCCAGAGACAUUAAUGUUGCAAAUUCUACCUAGGUGGUGGUGUGUGUGUCCAAAUGUGUUAGGAAUUUUUUUAAUUUGCUUAUUAAAGGAUCAUGUGAAUACAUAGAGAAGGAACUAAUCUUUUGUGCAGAUACACGUUCCAGAGUCAAUGGACAGGCCGAGGGGAGAAAGCAGCUUAUUCGUUAAGUUUCCUAAGCAUAGGUAUUACAGUAAGCUUCUGUAAAGUCAUCAGCCAAACUGUAUUCCCCAGGAAGUCAGAAUACCUAGAAUAAUUUCAGAAACCUGGUUUUAAAAGCACCAGUCUCUAUAUGGUAAACUCUAGAAUUCUAAGCAGAAUUUAUAUUUUAUUGAUGUCUAUAUUAAAUUUCUAAUUUUGGAAAAAACCAAAUCCCUUAUUUUGGUUUAACUGUGCACUUCCUCUGCCUUUCUGUGCACUCUUUAACAUAGACCUCCAGCUGCUAUUUAAGAAUUCUAUUGAGACUUUCCCUUCUUAGAAGGAAAAAAAGUGUGACUAGGUUGGCUUCUGUUUGUAUGUCCUGUAGACAGUGUAGACAACACAAUUUGACAGUUCUUAGACUUUCUGAUACUUCAGGGUCUGUGCUUGUAGUAAUGGGACACAGACUAUCCAUUAAUAUAUUAAAUGCUCAGUGUCUUUGGAAAAAGAAGGUAACUGUUUAUCUGUUUCUGUAAGAACUAGAGGCACAAUUAAAGGGGUUUGUUUUGUAUUACAAGCCAGUUAUGUAAAGAGUUGAGCAUGACCUAAGUAUUCCAGGUUACAAGGUGGUCCUUACUUACAUCCGUAUCCUUGCUUUCAUUAGCAGAUGGUUUUGACAGAUGAACGCAUGAAACAGAUGAGGGUUGUACUCUGAGCUAUAGAUAUGUCCAGGGUAUCAAGUUGUAUGUGGAGGAAUGGCUUAGUAACAAGGGACAUGAUCUGAUUCCCAUGAGCAACCCAGUCUCUGAUGAGGGGAAAGGCUCAGAGGAAACCGUUAACUGUCCUUGAAAGCCCGUUGCGAUAAGAGACAGUGGAAUGGUAAACAAGAAGGAGCUACAUCCACGAAGAGAAGUGCUCUUGUGCAUGCACAAGAGCACUGUACCGAUCACACUCGCCGCCUUGGCACGUGAACAGAGGCUGUAAGCCAAUUAUACAACUGUUGCGGACGUGUGUUCUUGGCAUCUGUCUAUAUAUACUCUGUAAGCUUGAAUAAAGGGGAGAACGACUAUACUCAUACUGAGAUUCCAUCGUUACUCCGGGUCUGUCUCCCACUCCAACAGUUGUAUACUAAAUCCAGUUGAAAUUUGGUCGAAGGUCAAAGGACCUUUUUCCUUAACUUUUAAUUUAAACCCUGCCUUGCCAGUUCUCAGACACAAUUAUGAUUCAUUAAGUUCUACUUGGUUAACAAGCUAGUUCAUGAAUUUCCUUAGCAUCUGUGGCUUUUGGUUUCCUCCUGUGUCAACUGUAACUUCUUGCUUUGCUGUUUUUAAGAUGGAGUGUUGGGAUCCCAGUGAUGGGAAUACAUGCUGCAUUGUUGUGUUUCCUAUAAGCUGACGUGCAUUACAGCCUUCUCAGUUCUCUUUGUCCAGGCUAGCUGGCUGUUGGCUGCAUCAUGUCUAAGAUCAUUUAAUUAAACAUUUCUGCACUAAAAGCACAUCUUAAUUUUGUUGUAAUCAUUGCUGGAAUUAAAAUGAAACUGAAGUACUGAUUAAAGAUGAGUUGAUAUCAAUAAAGCAAUUUAAUUCUGA